This is a messenger RNA of Porites evermanni, 2743 nucleotides long. The record is from the annotation of a GenBank genome assembly. NCBI's taxonomy places the organism in Eukaryota, Metazoa, Cnidaria, Anthozoa, Scleractinia, Poritidae.
GAGAAAGGACUCUUUGAUCGAGCUUGUUCCAGCGAGGAAGUGAAUAUAUUAAUACAUGAUGAGCUGAAGCCAGAUGAAGGAUUUCAUGGUCUCUAUGAGAAAGCUAUUGAUUCCUUGGAAAAAAAGUUACGAAAAGUCUUGCCGAAUACAUUCUAUGGGAUUCAUAGCUUCAUCGAGGUAAGUGGUGAAACAGCUCUCCAAUCCCCAAAUUGAGAAAGACGCCGGGAUUAUAGUAUCGUUGUAGAUGCCGUUAAGUUUCAAUACUAUGCCUAGAUUUGGUUUCCUAGCCCAGAAGAUACUGGAAAAAAGAAAUGAACCUAGUAUAUGGCCUCGCUCUCCAUGAGUUCUCCGUAGCUCAAGUGGAUAGAGCGCCCGCCCGGUGUUUGGGAGAUCAUAGUUUCGAAUCCUGUCGGGAACUCAGAUAUUUUCUUUGUCCUUGACUCGUGACAUGUUGAUCAUGUCAUUUUCACAAGAUACUGGAUGUCUUUAAAAAGGGCGUGGCACGCGAAAACCAGCCAGCAGAAUUAUUCUUAAAAAUACUAAAGGUGAUAGUUUUUUAAUAGAGAGAAAGGUACUAGGAAUUAGACCUUUUUACCGAUACGGCGGUCAUAUUAAAUUAAUUCGAUUUAAGAAGUAUUAUAGGAUGUCCAGGGGGCAUGAGCACAUUUCGUUUGUAUUUUCGAGCGCUUUUCGGGUUAUUUUUUCUUAAAGUUUUCUUAGAAUAAGAUUGUAAUGGGAAAAAAAAGAUCCUUGUGUCGUGUUUUGAUGUAACAAUGAUCGCCUUUUUCCCGAGAAAUAUACAGUGAAAGACCUUAUUUCUAAUACUAAACUAGAAAAAGGAGAUCAUUAUUACAUCCAAACACGACACAAGGAUCUUUUUUCCCAUAACAAUCUUAUUCUAAGAAAACUUUAAGAAAAAAUGUCCCGAAAAGCGCUCGAAAAUACAAACGAAAUGUGGCUCAUAUACCAUGAUGGCUAGGCCAAUCAGAGCUCUAAAAUUGCAUUAUCCAAUGAUUCAGUUUUUAAUAAAUAUAUAUAUCUAGCAAGAAAGUGAUAAAAAUGCUAUGAUUAGACUCUACAUGUUUGCCUUAUAUUUGUAGGCUGAAUCUAUUGCAAAAGGCACUGCAUUAAAAAACCACUCCGACCUAAACUGCGUGAUGAUCACGACGAACAUUAAAGACGCUUCCCAGUUAAAAGCAGAACUACCCAACGUCCUACGUGACCUAAAGAAACGUUUGGGGAGCAGUAUAGGGGUCAAAUGGAAACUAACUUUAAAAGAAAAAACGCCGUUUUCGUUGGUGUUUAACAUGUCACGUCAUUCCAACCCUAAAGACACUAUUACGGUUGCUGUCUUGCCAACAUUUGAGGCAAACGUAGAAGGUAAAAAUGAUAUGUACUUAUUUAAGCGCAAGGGUUGCAACAUUGCGUUCAUGGAAAGUGGUGACAGGCACAGUUUAGUUAGUGCACGGCUUUCUGAAUGGGAGGCCCAAGCUCGAAUUCCAUUAGUAGCCUAAGACACACAACUGAUUAACUUUACUGUAACAUCUUGAACUUCUUAAAAUUUUGUUUCCCCUAAAUCAGUCUUCAAUGAGCUUAGUAAUGUACUCAAAGCCCUUUUAGAUAAAGACCUGACCUCAUGGUCGCUCCAAGUAAAAUUUCUAUGGGUAGAUGGCACCCCCCCAAUAAUAGCCACUAUAAUGGCGAUAACGGCUAGAAAUUCGGUCUGUUUAGUUUCUACCGGUGUCGUGUUUAUGACUUGCAAAUUUCAAUGCGUCAGUUCACUUGGUAUUCCCCAACGCUGGGAAGUGCAACAGAGAUACAAAAUCUUGAGAAAAACGAUUCAUCAGCUUUUUGUAAAAAUACUUUUAUGACGUUAAGUCUGAGAAGAAAUUAAAUAUUCUUUGUCUUAAAAGGAGAAACGUUUUACAAAGAAAUGCUUAGCGAUACUAAAGAGAACUGGCCAUACUACUCGGCUGCUCUUGUGAAGAUACAAAGGGACUUCGUCAAAAAACGGCCCGCAAGCGUAAAAUACCUGAUUCGAAUGGUGAAGUACUGGUGCAAGAAGUACAUUCCACUGAGUGGUAGUAAGCGUCUCCCGCCCUCCUAUCUGCUGGAGCUUCUCACAAUACACGCCUGGGAAAAUGCAAAUCCACUGAAUCCUCCAGAGAGCUUUGACAUGAAGAUUGGUUUUAAAGCUGUUAUGGAGGUUCUAAAGAAUCACCAAAGUCUUCGUGUUUAUUGGGAAGAUUACUACAGAAGGGAUUUGAUUCCAAUCAGGUAGAUUCAUGGAGAGUUUGAAAUUGCUUUUACUACUGUAGGACAUUCUCGACGACAUAGGCGUCUCGGAUGUCGAUAAACCGGCAUAAAAUUUCGACAAACGUCCCUUUACCCUCCCCUCCCUCUGACGCAUUGAGUCCUUCAUUCCCAUAAUCCUUUUUCUUUAUUUCAAUCAGCUGAAAAGUUCGCAAGUAAUGACUCUCAUGGCAAGACAUUGGUAACACGUGGCUGAUUUUAAAAUUUAUAGCAAUUGCACAAAUUCUUUCACUAUGGAAUUUUAUUUAUGGCAUAUUUUCUUUUUUGGCAUUUCAGUCUUCUGAAUGAGGCAUAUAUCAUUGAUCCCGCCAACCCAACCAACAACCUGUACGCCAGUGUUGACUGCUGGGAUGAGGUGAAAAAGGUUGCAGAAGAAACCAUGCGGAAACCCCUUCUCAGAGAUGUAUGGGUUACUUUUAACUGGGGGUGA